This is a messenger RNA of Coffea eugenioides, 1787 nucleotides long. RefSeq names its product transcription factor MYB11. The record is from RefSeq and is a predicted model, not a curated record. Lineage: Eukaryota; Viridiplantae; Streptophyta; Magnoliopsida; Gentianales; Rubiaceae. Bases 294 to 1613 code for a protein of 439 amino acids. The transcript has 3 exons.
CCCCCUGCGCCAACCCACACUGGGUCUGGUCCAAACUCUAUACAUUGAUAAGUCCUGCACCUCAACUUUUGAGACUUUGAGAGUGUGCAAUAAAAACAUGCAUAAAAAGUCUUUGAAAGUCAACCGGCUAUGCUAGGCUACAAGGUUUGUUGUUAGGCUCUUCGCCUCUUCCACCUCCUCCUUUAAAAGGCAGGGCCCGUUUGAAAAGUCAUUUUUCUUCAAAAAAUUUCAGAAACUGGCAAUUAGAACGGCAGCUCAGCAUCUCUCUAAUCUGAUCUGAAACCUGAAGAAUAAUGGGAAGAGCCCCUUGCUGUGAGAAAGUGGGCAUAAAGAGAGGGAGGUGGACGGCUGAAGAAGAUGAAAUCUUGACCAAGUACAUUCAAGCCAACGGAGAAGGUUCCUGGAGGUCACUGCCAAAGAAUGCAGGACUGCUUAGAUGUGGGAAGAGUUGCAGAUUGAGAUGGAUCAACUACUUGAGGUCUGACUUGAAGCGAGGCAAUAUAACUGCAGAAGAGGAAGAACUGAUAAUUAAUCUGCAUGCAUCUCUCGGUAACAGGUGGUCUUUGAUUGCGGGACACAUGCCAGGUAGAACAGACAAUGAGAUUAAGAACUACUGGAACUCUCAUUUGAGCAGACAACUCCACAAAUUCAAGAAGCCAGAUAGCGAAAGUAGUGUACCACCAGGUCCGCUGCAACCAGCGGCAGAGGUGAUGGAUUUAGUAGUUGAGCAUGGAGGCGGUGAAGUAUCAAAGAAGCGAAAAGGCAGUCGAUCCAACAUGAGGAAGAACAGAAGCAGCACUAAUCCAUCGCAACCAAAAGAAUUAGCGGGACCUGCUGCUGCAACGGUUCAAAUGCCCCGUACUCCAACUCUUGAGGAAGAGACUCUGUCUAGUGCAGUCUCUUUGGAAGAGGGAGGUACGAGUAAAUUCGUGGUUUCUAGUAGUCUUAUGACGGACGCAUGCGCUAAACGAGAAAGAAGACAAAAUUUGGCAAGCACUGGUACUACUAGCGACGAAUGCACCCCUGAAGUGGGAGAAACCAAGAGCAGCGUGAUGUUGCAGCCUGAAGGUGGAUUGAUGACAAGCGGUAGUGAUGGAGCUGUGGGGCUGGACAGCGGGACGUUUUGUCUUGAUGAGAUGAUGAAUAUUGGGGAUCCUGAUGGGAUUUUGACGUUUCACGGAAAUACGACGAGUACAAAAGAAACGUGUAGUGAAACGGCAGCCACUAACGUGGAGCGACAAUGCGAUAAUAUGGACCCGGGCUACUACACUACAACUACAAGAGCAUCAAAUAUUGUCGAUGAUCAGGAGGAAACUGAUAAGUUGGGAAAAAUGGACGUUUCAAACGGAAGGAAUCAGAUCGGCUGCACUUCUCCAGCAGCUCAUGAAGAUCAUCACGACGGAAAGCUUGAUGACUGGGAUGAUUGGCAAUGGGAUGAACCUGUAGUCCAAAACAAUCUCACCACAUUACCAGGGGAGGAAGCAGACUUGCUGUCGUGGCUCUGGGAUUCUGACAACAACAACAACUACCUGAAUUCAAGUGGGAAUUUUGACGAUGGAGCUGGAAUGGACGAUGAAAAGCACAAUGCUAUGGUUGCCUGGCUUCUCUCUUGAGUUUUCAUCUCUUUAUUUUAUUUUAUUCUUGUUCGUUUUGUGCUUUUUUAGGCUGAAAAAUAAGGAGGAGGAAAACAUAUAAUGUAGACCGUUUCCCGUGCAUUAAUUUUACCAUAUAAAUGUCUUGGAAAGCGUACGUGGCAGAUGAAGUUGGAUACAGUAGUAAUGAAUUCA